GCGCCGCACAGCGCUGUAGUUGCGUCGGCGUUUCCGGCGGCGUCUCCGUCCUUUUCCCUAGUUGCCGGAGCGGAGUUCACGCCGGGAGUCAUGGCGGCCAAGGCCGUGUGCGUGCUGAAGGGCGACGGCCCGGUGAAGGGCACCAUUCACUUCGAGCAGAAGGCAAGGGCCGGAGCAGGGCGGGAGGUCAGAGUGUCGGGCUCCAUUUCCGGACUGGCUGAAGGUGAACAUGGGUUCCACGUCCACCAGUUCGGAGAUAACACACAAGGUUGUACCAGUGCAGGCCCUCACUUUAACCCUCUAGGCAAAAAGCACGGUGGGCCAAAGGAUCAAGAGAGGCACGUUGGAGACCUGGGCAACGUGAGCGCCGGCAAAGAUGGCGUGGCCCACGUGUCCAUUGAGGACGCCAUGAUCGCGCUCUCUGGCCCAAAUUCCAUCAUCGGCCGCACAAUGGUGGUCCAUGAGAAACGCGAUGACUUGGGCAGAGGUGGGGAUGACGAAAGCUCGAAGACGGGGAACGCUGGAAGUCGUUUGGCAUGUGGUGUGAUCGGCAUCGCACAGUGAACAUUCCCUGGGACGUGGUCUGUGUCCUCGUAACUCAUCUGUUGUCCUGCUAGUUGUAGAAAUUUCACUUGACAAAACAUUAAACAUUGUAAUCUUAAAUAUGUAA
Messenger RNA from Erinaceus europaeus (western European hedgehog), 670 nucleotides. It is a transcript of the gene SOD1, whose product is annotated as superoxide dismutase 1. The transcript has 5 exons. Gene Ontology annotation, cellular component: mitochondrion; peroxisome; cytosol. NCBI's taxonomy places the organism in Eukaryota, Metazoa, Chordata, Mammalia, Eulipotyphla, Erinaceidae. Gene Ontology annotation, biological process: removal of superoxide radicals. Gene Ontology annotation, molecular function: copper ion binding; superoxide dismutase activity. The coding region runs from base 91 to 564 and encodes 157 amino acids. The record is from RefSeq and is a predicted model, not a curated record.